Molecule: messenger RNA, 1095 nt
Organism: Eupeodes corollae
Lineage: Eukaryota; Metazoa; Arthropoda; Insecta; Diptera; Syrphidae
Exons: 1
Coding region: 1-1095 (364 amino acids)
Biological process (GO): DNA integration
Molecular function (GO): nucleic acid binding
Source: RefSeq, a predicted model, not a curated record
AUGAAACAACUGGCUCGUAAAUAUUGCUAUUGGAAUGGAAUAGACUCAAGCAUAGAAAAACUCGUCAGGUCUUGUGAAAAAUGUGCUCUUUGUAAGAAUAGUCCUCCUCAGAUCACUACUCAUCAUUGGGAUGAACCAAAUGCUAAUUUCGAUAGAGUACAUAUUGAUUACGCUGGUCCAUUGCAAGGUUAUAAUUUCUUCGUUCUAAUCGAUGCAAAAUCAAAGUGGCCAGAAAUCAAAGUUACAAAUUCAGCUCCUACAUCAGAGGUAACUAUCAAAUUUCUUCAAGACAUUGUAGCAACACAUGGUCUACCAAAAGUUAUUGUAUCAGAUAACGCUUCGAUUUUUCAAAGCAAUGAAUUCAAAGCAUACUGUAAGGAAAAUAGUAUAAUGCAAACAUUUAUAGCGCCAGGACAUCCAGCUACAAACGGGUUAGCCGAACGAUAUAUUAAAACAUUAAAAUCAAAAUUAAACGCGAUGUCAGAAAAAGAAGGCUCAAUACAUAAUAAAGUACGUGAAAUAUUAUAUCGUUAUAGAGCAACACCUUUAUCAAAUGGUAAAAGUCCAGCACAACAAUAUCUUGGAAGAGAGAUGAGAAUCAAAUUAGAUUGCCUACGUCCUGUUAAAUAUGAAAAAUCUUCCAACGAAAAAGUCAACUCAAUUCGAAAUUUAAGUGUGGGAGAUAGAGUUCAGUCAAGAUUUUACUCAAACGGAAAACCAGCUUGGAAAUUUGGAGUUGUUAAGAAAAAGUUUGGUCAACUGCAUUAUGAAAUCGAGCUCGACAAUGGAUAUGUAUUAAAACGCCAUAUAAACCAAUUAUACAAAUCAGAAGUGGUUUUACCCGAAAAGGAAAAUACUAUUCAAGAAGAUCAACCGAAAAGAAGUGAUCCAAGUAUAGAUGAAAUACAAAUUCAAUUUGAGCAAGUUCCAGUAAUUCCAGGAAGUUUUGAAGUUCGAAGACAAUCAGGAAUAGAGACAAUGAACAUUCCUGAAAAUCGAAUACACACAGACAUAGAACCAAGCAACAUUCCUGUUCCAAAUCGAAGAACGAAUAGAAACCGACGGCGGCCAGGAUAUCUUCAAGAUUAUGAAUAA